Molecule: messenger RNA, 2573 nt
Organism: Linum tenue
Lineage: Eukaryota; Viridiplantae; Streptophyta; Magnoliopsida; Malpighiales; Linaceae
Source: the annotation of a GenBank genome assembly
CCGUCUAGUUGUUUCGCUUGUUGGUGCCUACAGCUCUUCUGGCCGCGUGUCGUCGUUCGCAAGCUUCUCAACAUCACCGCCAAGGACUCCGACUACAGCGCCGACUCCGACUCCUGCUCCGGCUCCGACUCCGAUCCUCCUUCCGAUUGCGAAGAGAUUGGUCAAGGAAGAAGCAGAGCCGCGUCGAGGUUUGAGCCUGACAAUAGAGAAGACGACGCCCAGAUUGAUCCCAGUGAUGCACUUCCGAGGUCAAGGAGACGGAAGUCAGAGACUUUUAGGGCACAGUACAUAAAUACGAAGGAGCUCAGAGUACGAGUUGCUACAUGGAAUGUUGGAGGCAAAUUACCACCAGAUGAUCUGGAUAUUGAUGAUUGGGUUAAUACUCAUGACCCUGCAGAUAUAUAUGUACUCGGGCUUCAGGAAAUUGUACCAUUGAAUGCUGGGAAUAUCUUUGGCGCUGAAGAUAAUAGACCAGUCACUAAGUGGGAAAAUAUUAUACGGGACACUCUAAACAGAAUUAGACCGAUGAAGACAAAGGUUAAAUGCUAUAGUGAUCCAGCAUCUCCAUCAAAAUUUUAUCCAUCUGAUGAGGUUCCAGGUGUUGAAGAAGAGCUUAUACUCGAAAGCAAUAGUGAUUUCGGAGAGGAAGUUCAUCCUUUGGAUGAUGAUUUCUAUGACAUUGAUGAAACGAAAGAUAAGUUACGCUUUUGCGAUGGGCACAUGGGUACCAUAGAUGAAGAAGUGGACCUGGAAAGGCAAACUUCUCAAAGGAGAUUAGAUCGAAUGAAUUGCAUUCGCGACGAGGAUGAAUCACCAGAAAAUUUAGAGGAAUCUGGGGUACACCAGCAACAACAAUGUAGAAUAUUGACUAGAGUGCUAAGUGGUUCUGAAAGGAUUGGUUUGAGUUGGCCCGAGCAACCACUGAACCUGCUGUCUCAACAUGGUUUACAGAGACCAGGCUCCUUCAAAUCAAUAAAAUCGUUUACUGCGACCAAGUCCUUUGGAAGAUACAACUCUUUCAAGUCUGUGGAAAAUGAUAUGAAAUCAGAGUUGGCUUUGCUCACCGAGAUUGACCUGGAAUCGCUCUUGAAACGUAAGAGAAGAUCUUCUUAUGUGAGGAUAGUUAGUAAGAAAAUGGUUGGAGUGUUCGUCACUAUAUGGGUUCGUAGGAGCUUGCGCAAGCAUAUUCAGAAUGUCAAAGUUUCGACAGUCGGUGUUGGUGUUAUGGGCUAUAUUGGCAACAAGGGAUCAGUAUCAGUGAGCAUGUCUGUAUACCAGACGCCUUUCUGCUUCGUUUGUUCCCACCUGACCUCUGGCGAAAAGGAUGGAGAUGAGCUCAAAAGAAAUGCUGAUGUGUAUGAAAUACACAGAAGAACACAUUUCCAUUCUGUUUCAGGGAUUGGGCUUCCUAAAAGCAUCAAUGAUCACGAAAGAGUUAUAUGGCUGGGGGAUCUCAAUUACCGUAUCAAUUUGUCAUAUGAUAGAACACGGGAACUUAUUGCCAGAAAGGAGUGGUCAAAACUAGCUGAAUACGACCAGCUCACAAAAGAACUUAGAAAAGGCCGUGCAUUUGAUGGAUGGCGAGAAGGUAAACUAGGCUUUCCGCCAACAUACAAGUACGAACUCAACUCGGAUAGAUACUACGGAGAGGAUCCAAAGGCUAGGAGGCGUACUCCUGCAUGGUGUGACCGCAUUCUUUCGCAUGGGAAAGGAUUCAGGCUCUUGAACUAUAGGAGAACCGAGCUAAAGUUCUCCGACCAUCGACCAGUGACUGCCACAUUCAUGGUUGAGGUCGAGGUGUUCUGUCCCAAGAAGCUACAACGUGCCCUCACCAUCACCGAUGCAGAGAUUGAGAACGAGGAAGCAGAGAUUGGACUCGAUAUUGGAAUGAGCUACUUGCAACUCGAUGAGGAAACGUCAGUUUGGGAGAUUGAGAGACCGAAAUCAUAUACAUACAACUACCCAAUUAGGCAGCAAUAGCUGAGUAGCUGGGGAGAAGAAAGCUUGCGGCUUGGCAGUUAAUACACACAUGUUAAGCCACACAAGUACAAUCCAGCUAUCCUACUGAAUGAUGGAGGUGGAAUUACAGUGCUUGUGCCUCCUGGGUUGUUUGAUUUGCGAUCGAAUGAUCAUGAUGCACCUGAGAUGCAACGAAAAGCGAGCAGCGACGAUUGACUCAAGUUCUGUUUCGCACUGAUCAAACGAUUGAGGAAGCAUAAACACAUGCUUCAGCCUACUGAUUUAACAGCCGUACCACGAGUAAUGCGUUACUGGUUCAUUUGUUUCUUCACAGUUGUAUAUUGGGUUAUUUGUUGCAGUUAUGUGAAAGGCUUCUUUUUACAUUUUGACCCCCCCUAGUUGUGGUUUUUUCUCCUUACAUCUAGGUGAAAGUAUGUACAGAAUGUGGGUAGAUAGUAAAUUUUGGUGAAUAGAAGAGCAAGGAAGGCCUUUGUGACUGUUCUUCCACGGGACGGGUACACGUGUAUAUGUGUUUUCUUUUAACUAGUGUUUCCUUUAUUGGAUUAUAUUAUUUUUUUCUCAAAAUUCGUGAUCUAUAGUCUUCAAAAUAGAAA